Molecule: messenger RNA, 2384 nt
Organism: Lepisosteus oculatus (spotted gar)
Lineage: Eukaryota; Metazoa; Chordata; Actinopteri; Semionotiformes; Lepisosteidae
Source: RefSeq, a predicted model, not a curated record
GCUGGUCUGAGGUGAGGAGGUGCUGACGCGCGCUGUCGCCGGCAGGGGUCACCCUGGAGGGUCUCCGUGCGUGACCCGGCCGUCCGUUGCCAGGCGACGGGAAAACACCGCGAGGCCCGUCAGGGACAUUGCGUAUUAGACAGUGCGUGGGUGACACCUGGUGGCCAGUACACGCCACUGCGGCCCCGGACACGCCUGGGGCGGCCAGGACAGGGGAGAGAGGAGGAAUCGGGGACCGUACUCGCGGGACAGCAGAGAGGGAAAUGUCUGGAGAGAGCUAGGGAGCUCCUGCAGCUGCCUGAGGCUUAAGGGCUCAGCGCCACAGAGUGCAGCCCGUACACCCUGUACAUCGAGGGGCGAGAGUCUGAGGCACCAGGAGGAAGAGUCUGACACCAGGAGGAAGAGUCUGACACCAGAGGAAGAGUCUGUGACGGGCAGGGGAAACAGCAGGAUGCAGGGCGUUGAGUGAGAUAAGAUGCGCCGGGCUCGUUCCCCUCACAGCAGAGCGAGAGAGCAAAUGCAGUUCAGACAUGACGAGGUUCAGCAGGCUGAAGCUCAAAGCAUUUUAUACCAAUACAGAGCUGUCUCAAUGCCCAGUGACCCCAGCUGGCCAGUGACCCCAGCUGUCCAGGGUGACCUGUCUCUCUGCCCUGACAGAAAUCUGACAGAGCCCACACAGGACACGUCCACCUGUGGUCAGAGUCCCCAGAUACCCCCAGAUGCACUGAAAUGAUCCCACAGUUUGCUGUGUUACGGAACGCAGGAAAAGGAGCUGAGCUGCUCUCACAGUCUGGGAAAUGAUCCUCAGAGUUCGCAGUGUUAUAAAAUGAUCUGCUCUGUUCCCGAAUAUUCUGGAAUCGUCAAAAACAUCACCAGUACUGUAAAAUGAUCUCACCUGCUCCCUUAUGUUCCCAACUGCCUACUUGGAGAUAUCCUUACCCACUCCCAAAACCUACCCACUAUCUCUCACAGUCCAGGGAUGAUCUGGGCGACUCGAGCUGCGCCCUCACACACACACACACACACACACACACACACACACACACAGUGUCCCUGCGCGCCCGUGGGCAGGGCAGGGCGGUGCUGGGGUUAUCGGGGCUCCCAGACGGACAGCCGUCCGGCAGGAGGAAGCAGGAAGGACAAUCUGUACCCACAGGAGGCCAGCGGACACGGAGUUAUUCCGGGAGGCUCUAUGGGCAGUGUCGGUCCCGGGCUGCACGCAGGACGAGCCGAGCACCCUGAGCCCCGAUGGACGUCCACUGUCCGGCUCCCUCCGGCCCCGGUCCAUCCAUCCUCGCCUCUCUCCCUCUGGCUGUGGCCUGUGCUCUUCUGCUCCUCAGCGGCCCCGUCGCUGGGAAAGGCUCGGACUGGGACGACAGUGUGGUGGGCCAGGCUGGUGCCCCGGUGACCUUGCCCUGCUCCGCCCAGCUGGGCAACAGGACCGUGCACUGGCACUGGCAGCCCGCGGGCUGGGACUCCUGGAGCCUGGUGCUGUCAGCCAAUCACAAGCAGGAGUUCUGGGGCGGGGCGCGGAAGCUGGAGCAGCGUCUGGCCGACCCGAGCUUCCCGAGCUCCGGAGACCUGUCGCUGGCGUUCAGGGCCAGGCAGCAGGACAGCGGACAGUACCUGUGUGAGGUGGACACGAAGGAGGGGGAAAUGAAACCGAAACGGCACAUAGUUCUCCUGGUCAUUCUGACAGUGUCCGUCGGUCCGCCCAGCCCUGUGCCCGCGGGCGGGACGGCGCGCCUGCUGGCCCGAGUGUCCGCGGAGGACUGGCGGGGGGGCGUGUCCUGGUUUUCCCCCCAGGGGGUGCCCCUGCCCAGGGAGACCCUCCCCUCGGGGGGGGUCCUGUCCAAGGUGCCCCGCUUCGGCCCGGCGGACCAGGGCAACUACACGUGCCAGGUUCUGCCCCAGGGCCCGUGUGGACGGCCCCGGUUCCUCUUCAGCCACGCCGUCGUCCUGAGAGGUGAGAGGGGGAGCAGCCAGGGGGACCCCAAAACGCCCAGUAAAACGUGCGGAUUUCCUGUCGGAAGGCACGGAAUUCAAGCAGGAGCCGACGGUGUCGGACCCCCUCGGUCUCGCUGCUCCAGGGGCAGUACAAGCCAGGACCCCCACGUUUCAGAUGAGUUGGGGUGAGCUGGGGUCUUUCCCACAGUGCCCCGACCACCUCCAGGAUCACCCCCAAGACAAGACAGGGGGCUACGCGGGGGGCAGUGGUGGGGUGAAGAAACCCGUCGAUGACGUUGUGGCAUCAGGCCAUGAAGACCUCUGACCUCUCUCUGUCUGCUCUUCUUUCAGACAGCACACAAGACCCCUUCACCAAUGUCUCUCACGGUGAGUGACCCCUUCUCUCUCGGCACAACACUCCCUCUGACUCCAGCUGU